This is a messenger RNA of Kogia breviceps (pygmy sperm whale), 1616 nucleotides long. RefSeq names its product transmembrane protein 80 (gene TMEM80). Gene Ontology annotation, biological process: non-motile cilium assembly. Lineage: Eukaryota; Metazoa; Chordata; Mammalia; Artiodactyla; Physeteridae. The record is from RefSeq and is a predicted model, not a curated record. Gene Ontology annotation, cellular component: ciliary transition zone.
AUUCUUGCCGGGAUUGCCGGCUCACGGGCUUGUCCUGUCUCGGCGCCCUGCGCGGGGCGGCGGGGGGCCGGCCGGUCGGCGGCCCAUUCGAAGUCCUGGCCGCUGGGUCUGUAAGAGCCCGCGCCUCACAGCUCGUGAAACCAGAGCGAGGUACGCGGGCGUCCCGGGGCGCUCACUCGGCCGGAUGGAAAAGGCCAAUUUCCACAUCUCAGCUGUCAGGCUCCGAAAUUACUCGUGCGAGGAGAGGUUGGGACUAGACGGAGCGGUGAGCUGGGCAGCUGACAAGGAAGCAGACUCUUUGGUCUGAGCUUCAGACAGAGCUUUCCCGGGUUCCCAAGCGCCAGACCUUUGUGCAAGGCCACGGGUACUGAGGUUCGCCCGUUUUCAUUUGGUGGAAAAUUACGGUUACACCAGAGCGAUCCGCUUCACAUCGCUCGUAUAUCACCCAAGGAAAAACAUUCUUUCUCUUUGCUUUCACAUUUAACUUCUGACGGCCACGCUGUUAUUACAGUGAAUCAUUGACAAAAAAUGCGAAGUUCUAAAAGCCACGGUUGUCUUUAGUCAGAAUGAGCCUCUUUCUGUAGGUCUGAAAUCGUUAGAACAGCAUAUCUGAUUGUAGCUACCCUUCGUGUCAAUUAUUUAAAUCCUGUGGCGCUGAAGGUUUUUCAACAGCAUUUUUUCCUGGAGCCCCGUCAUCUCAAGCAUAACAAUGGGCAACUGGCAAAUAGAUCUGAAGUUCUGAAGCGAACUGUCAAGAGAAGGGUCAGAAGGGAGCAAAGUCCUGAUUAACGUGAAAUCCACCCAAAUAAAUGACAGGGAGAGCUUCCUCCACGGUGGUAUCCUCUGCUGCUCUCUCAUCGCUCCCUCUCCAGAUGCUGCUCUACCUGAGUGGGACGUACUAUGCCCUUUAUUUCCUAGCUAUGCUCCUGCUGGCCGUGUACAAAAGUCAGGUUCUCACUUAUCCUCACAGUUACCUGGUCUUCGACCUGACCCUGCUCUUUCUGAUGGGCAUUCUGGAAGCAAUUCGGUUAUACUUCGGCACCAAGGGCAACCUGAUGGAAGCCGAGGUACCGCUGGCUGCCAGCCUGGUCCUCACGGUGGGCGGUGCCCUGCUGUCCAUCUACUUCUUGCUCUGGCAGACCCUGGUGCUGUGGGCAGACUCGGCCCUCAGCGCCGUGCUCCUGGCACUCCACGGCCUGGAGGCUGUCCUGCAGGCAGUGGCCAUCGCCGCCUUUGAAGGCUAGGUGGGCGGUGCCUGGCCCUCGGGACAGCCCUGGGCAGGAGACCCUCCUCAGAGCCAGACUAUGCCCCAGCCGUCACCUCUCCAGCUGACGGUUACUGAAUGGGAAGGAUAUCUUUGUGCUGACCUGCCUCGGUGUUUGUUAGAGGGUCAGAUGGUGUGGAGGGUCUAUGAGGUGGAGGUGGGGUCGGGAACCAGGGCAGAACAAGGUGCUGGGCAGGGGUGGGGCUGUCCCAGCCUGUCUGUGGGGAAUUGCGGGGACGUCUCUGGCUGGUGGGGAUCUGGCUUCAGCAGCCACCAACAUCCGGGGUGCAGAGGGGGAUGAGGCCUUCGGAAAGCAGGCAGCCAGGCCAGUGCCCUCGUGGUGUCGUGGCAU